Molecule: messenger RNA, 3342 nt
Organism: Corythoichthys intestinalis (scribbled pipefish)
Lineage: Eukaryota; Metazoa; Chordata; Actinopteri; Syngnathiformes; Syngnathidae
Gene: cdk17
Product: cyclin dependent kinase 17
Exons: 17
Coding region: 325-1908 (527 amino acids)
Biological process (GO): protein phosphorylation
Cellular component (GO): cytoplasm; nucleus
Molecular function (GO): cyclin-dependent protein serine/threonine kinase activity; ATP binding
Source: RefSeq, a predicted model, not a curated record
AGCUUGAUUGCACCCCUCCCGUCCACUCAGUCGAUGGAUUGGAGAGCUCCUUCUCCAGACUGUUUAAUCUGCUCUUGCUGUCAUCCAAACGGCGUUUUUCUGGGGUUCGCUCAUUCGACCUUCGCCUCAUCGCUCGCUCUGCUGAUCCGAGGAGGUUGAUCUAUUUAUUUAUUUUUGUGAGCAGAACCGGAACCGAGCGGGAGCUGUGUUUUUUGGGUCUUCUGUGGGCGGAUACAGCGGAGGAGUGCAUCCGGGCCUGGAAGCUCCGGAGGGUCCGCUCGAAACCACGGAAUUCACCGUUUACUGGCCGCGCACCGCCCCGCCAUGGAGAAGAUGAAGAGGAUUAAGAAGCGUCUGUCGCUAACGCUGCGCUCCAGUCAGACUAUCGACGAGUCUCUCUCGGAGCUGGCAGAGCAGAUGACGAUUGAGGACGGUGGCACCAAAGAUAAUGAGCCCUUCAUGAGGAACGGCCGCCCACCCACCUCCCACAGCAUGCACUCCUUCUUGCACCAGUACACCGGCUCCUUCAAGAAGCCGCCGCUGCGCCGGCCGCACAGCGUCAUCGGCGGGACCCUGGGCUCCUUCAUGUCCAUACCGCGCAAUGGCAGUCGCUUGGACAUUGUGCACGAGAACCUGAAGAUGGGCUCAGAUGGAGAGAGCGACCAAGCGUCGGGAACGUCGUCGGAUGAGGUUCAAUCCCCGACUGGUGUUUGUCUUCGGAACCGGGUCCACAGAAGAAUCUCCAUGGAGGACCUGAACAAACGUUUGUCGCUGCCCGCCGACAUCCGUAUUCCCGACGGUUACUUGGAGAAGCUGCAGCUGACCAGCCCGUCCUUCGACCAGCCGCUCAGCCGCCGCUCGCGCCGAGCGUCGCUGUCAGAGAUUGGAUUCGGGAAGUUGGAGACGUACAUAAAAUUGGACAAACUGGGAGAGGGAACAUACGCCACCGUUUUCAAAGGACGCAGCAAGCUGACGGAUAACCUCGUAGCUCUGAAGGAAAUCCGAUUGGAGCAUGAGGAGGGAGCGCCGUGCACAGCCAUUAGAGAAGUUUCGUUACUGAAGGACCUGAAACACGCUAACAUUGUGACGCUACAUGACAUCGUCCAUACUGACAAAAGCCUCACGCUUGUGUUUGAGUAUCUGGAUAAAGAUCUGAAGCAGUACAUGGAUGAUUGUGGAAACAUCAUGAGCAUGCACAACGUCAAGGUCUUCUUGUUCCAGAUUUUGCGUGGACUGUCAUAUUGUCACAAGAGGAAAGUUCUCCACAGGGACCUAAAGCCCCAGAACCUCCUUAUUAACGAGAAAGGGGAGCUGAAGCUUGCUGAUUUUGGUCUGGCCAGAGCCAAAUCGGUCCCGACUAAAACGUACUCCAACGAAGUGGUGACUCUUUGGUACCGACCUCCUGACGUUCUGCUGGGGUCCUCCGAGUAUUCGACGCAGAUCGACAUGUGGGGCGUCGGUUGUAUAUUUUACGAGAUGGCCGCGGGUCGGCCGCUCUUCCCCGGCUCCACAGUGGAGGACGAGCUCCAUCUCAUCUUCAGGUUACUUGGAACGCCGACGGAGGACAACUGGCCGGGAAUAUCUUCCAUUGACGAGUUCAAGUCGUACAACUUCCCUAAGUACAAACCUCAGCCGUUCAUCAACCACGCUCCCAGGCUUGAUGGUGAAGGCAUUGAGCUCUUGCUGGCUUUCCUCAGAUACGAAUCCAAGAAGAGGAUCUCGGCCGAAGACGCCAUGAAACAUUCCUACUUCAGGCAUCUCGGCAUGAGAGUUCACACUUUGCACGAGAGUGUUUCCAUAUUCACUUUGAAGGAGGUCCAACUGCAGAGAGACCCGGGCUACAGAAACUCCUCAUACCCAGAAUCAGGCAACGGCAAGAUCAACCGAAGGCAGAGCAUGCUCUUCUAGAGCUCGGAAAAGAGGAAGGAGAUCCUCAUCGUCACCCUCUCUCGCAUGACCCCCCUCAAUCCCUUCCUGUUUUACCGCACACUCACAUGACAGCACACCCCUCUUGAGUUCAGUUGACUGUUCAAUUGGUGUGUUUAUUUAUUUACCGAUACGAGGGGAAGGGUUUUUUGCUGCUAAAGUACUACUGUUUGUAUUUAACACACCCUGUUCACGGGUGAGCGUGUGUGAAGUUUGUUGUUUCCCAAGAAUUCCACAGAUGAUGUUCAAGCUGUGAUUCAAGUGGUCGGGGACGUCAGUUGUUGUAAUGGACACAUUAAGGUCUUAAUUUCGAAUGACCCUGGGAUGGUGAAAACUUUUUUUUUUUAAUUAUUUUGAUAUUUGGGAACAACAUUUGGAGUUUAAGGCCACAUUGAAAAGGAAAAAACAAUGUAACAAGAAAAGAAACAUUGUAACUUUGAAUUUAUAGGGUUCCAGCUUUUGUGUUCUUCCUUUCUGAUUUUGCAACUUUAAUAUUCUCAUCAAACUUCCCCCUUCUUACCUUAGUAUUAUAAUUUUCUAAUUGUAACAUGCCCACAUUUUCUUACAAUAUUUUCCUCAUAUUUUCCUUUCAAUGUGGCUCAAUACUCCUCGAUCUAAGCUCAACCAUUCCCUAAUUAAUAUUCUCUUAACCUGCACUUUUUUUCUCCCUUUUCCUCAUAUUGGCGAGUUUACCCAACAGUAUUAAGAUGUGUUCUCUACAUCUGUGACCUUUAAACUGGCGUGGCUCGGCGCAAGGGGACUUCUCCAAAAUGGACAUUUGUGUCGACGUUUGUUUUCGACACGCGUUUACUUCUCAUCCCAUUCUGAAAUAUGCUUUGCAUUCCCGCAAUAGGUCAUCCAACAAAUACAGGAGAUGUUUAUCUAGCAGAGACCAAUUUGUACUCUCCGAGUAGCAGAGUGUAAUAGAUAAAAAGACCCCUGGAAUGUAUUGAAGAGAUGGGAGUGUCUGUAAAUGCUGAUCCGAGUCCACAAAAGGUGCAGUAACGACUACUACUUGUUUGCAGCUAAUGGUGUCCUAACACGUAAGCACACACUGUAUUUGUCUUUAACAGGUAGAUGCAAAUAUAUGACAGAUUGUUUGUCAAGUGAACCUAUUUUUUCUACAAUGUAAAGCUCAUGUCUAAUAGGCAUGACACAAAUAAUGUGGAAGUGUUAUGUUCUCUUUGGGGAAGAAAAAAAGUCGCUUUUGACUGCAAACUCUGGUGUCCAUACAGUGCUCUCCAUAAUUAUUGGCACCCCUGGUUAAGAUGUGUUUUUUAGCUUCUAAUAUAUUUUUUUAAAUUCAAAUAAUAUGGGACCCUAAUGGAAAAAAAGAGAAAAAUCCAAGCUUCAAUACAAGUGCAUUUAUUCAGUGGGGAAAAAAAUCCUACAUAAAGAAAAAAUUAUUUGACAUCA